AUGGAUGAUAAAUCACAAAUUGUCUCCCCAAUUGCCACGGCAGUGGUUUUAUUCCUCUUUACAAUCACUUUUGUGCUCAUUUAUCUCACUAAAUUCCAAGGGUCGUCCCUAAAUGUAGCGCCAGAAGUUCAGACCGGUCCGUCUGAAGCCCAGGAAUCCACAACAGAAGAGGAUGAAAAGCCUAAAAAAACCUUAACAACCAAGCAAAAGAAACGUCAAGAGCUAAAGGAAGAAAAAAAGAGACAAAAGGCGUUACAAGAUGAAGAACGAGAAGAAAAGGAAAAAAUUUUACGUAAAAAACAGGAAAUAUUAGAGGCAAAGAGAGCAGAACAAGAAAAGCUAAGAAAAGAACAGGAACAAAAACGUCUUGAAGAAGAGGAAAAGGCCUAUAAGGAACUUACAUCAAAGUUCGUAAUUGAAAGAGAGGGUGUCUACACACCUGAUGUCGAGUUUAGCAUUGAAGAUUUUAUAGAGUUUAUAACCUCAAAGAAGCUGUGCAAUGUUGAGGAACUUUCAACUAGAUUUUCUCUGAAGGCUGAGGAUGUUGUAAAAAGAAUAAAUGAGCUAGAAGAGCAAGAUCGCAUAUUUGGUCUAUUAGACGAUCAAGGACGGUAUAUUUACAUAACUCAGAAUGAAGUUGACUCCAUUUUAUCGCAUAUAAAAAGAGGAAGAGUUCACAAGAGCGAUUUGGCUCCAUAUUUCAACUCGGUAAUAUCGCUAGAACCAACUAAAAAGGUAUGGAACUUCAUAAAUGCAUAA
Theileria equi strain WA is the source of this 759-nucleotide messenger RNA. RefSeq lists its product as hypothetical. The coding region runs from base 1 to 759 and encodes 252 amino acids. Lineage: Eukaryota; Apicomplexa; Aconoidasida; Piroplasmida; Theileriidae. The record is from RefSeq and is a predicted model, not a curated record. The transcript has 2 exons.